AUGAUCGCCUUCCUCCGCGACGACGACGCACCACUGUCGUCCGGCUACGUUCUCGUCGUCAUCGUCUUUGCCUCGGAGCUCGCUCAGUCUUUCUCGUUCCGACACCUCGCCUUCAUCUUGUGCGAGACAGGCAUGCAAGUCAAGAGCGCGGUUGCGACUGCUGUGUACGCCAAGUCGCUCAAGCUCUCAACCCAAGCACUGCAGGAAACCUCGACCGGCCAGAUCUCCAACUUUAUCGCUGUCGACGCGCCGCGGCUCCAGAAGGCACUCUUCAACCUCCACACGAUCUGGGUCGUCCCGUACCUCCUCGUCGUUGCCUGCACGCUUCUCUACAACGAGCUCGGCGUCGCGUUCGUGGCGGGUCUUGGCGUCAUCCUCCUCGUCAUUCCGAUCACGACGCUCCUCUCCAAGAUCAUGCGGCGCCUCCAGUCGUCGCUGCUUUCCGUCAAAGACACGCGCGGCAAGCUCUGCUACGAAGUCCUCGCCGGCAUCAAGGUGCUCAAGCUCCAGGCGUGGGAGCUCAGCUUUGCGGACCGCAUCCUCUCGUACCGCGACGCCGAGCUCGGCCUCCUCCGCGUCUACAGUUCGAUCCAAGCGGCCGCGACGUCGCUCUACACGGGCGUGCCGUCGCUGGUCGCGGCCGCGUCGCUGGGCGCGUACGUGCUCUUGGGCAACGAGCUGGACGUGAGCACGGCGCUGACGUCCGUCGCGCUCUUCAACGUGCUCCGGUUCCCGCUCUUCAAGCUUCCCCAGGUGCUCCACGCCGUCGUCGAAGCGUACACCAGUGCGACGCGGCUCGAGGCGUUCUUGGCAUCGCACGAGCGAACGCCGGUGGGUCCCGGCACCUUGACGUCGCCUGGCGUCGACAUGCACGAGGCCAACUUGGAAGACCGCCUGCGUGGCGUGUCUUUGCACGUGCGCUCGCCGUCGCUGAUUGCGGUGAUCGGGCCCGUGGGCAGCGGCAAGUCGACGCUGCUGCACGGUCUCUUGGGCGACGUCGACUGCACGCAUGGCCACGUGCACCGGUUUGGCUCCGUUGCGUACGUGAGCCAGCAGCCGUUCAUCCAGAACGCCAGCGUCCGCGCCAACAUUACCUUUGGCCUGCCGUUCGAGGCUGCAAAGUACGCGGACGCAGUGCGCGUGAGCUGCUUGGAGCCCGACUUGCGCGUCUUGCCGCACGGCGACAGCACGGAGAUUGGCGAGAAGGGCAUCACGCUCAGCGGCGGCCAGCGCACGCGCGUGGCACUGGCGCGGGCCAUGUACAGCGACGCCGACAUCUAUUUGCUCGACGACAUUCUCGCGGCCGUCGACAGCCACGUGGGCGCCGACAUUUUCCAGCGCUGCGUGCGCGACCGCCUCGCGACCAAGAUCGUCGUGCUCGUGACCAACCAGCUCAGCGUCCUCGCGCAUUGCGACCGCGUUCUCGUGCUCGAGGCGGGCGCGGUCGUGGAAGCCGGGUCGUUCCCAGACCUCGCCCUGCAAUCGAAUAGCCGCCUCGCGGCCAUGGUCGCGACGUUCCAGCUCGGCACUGGCACUGUGGACACGCCAGCCUCGACCGACGACGACGACGACAAUGACGACGACGACGACAGUCGCCGUCCCGACGCAUCGACGUCGCCAGAGGCUGCAACCAACAUGCCAACACUAUGCACAACAACAACCAUGACAACAACAACGUCGUCGCUCAUCACGACCGAAGACCGCGCCGUGGGCCACGUGCACCGCGACAUUUACCGUGUCUGGCUGCGCGCGUGCGGCGGCGUCGGGCUCGGCGCCCUCGUCGUUGGCCUCUUUGUCCUCGCCCAAGCGCUGACGCUCGCGUCGACGCUCUGGCUCGCGGUCUGGUCCGAGCACAUGGCCGCCGGCGACGACGAGGACGGCAGCGUCUACCUCGGCAUCUUUGUCGCUCUCAACGUCGCGUUCGUGGGCUGUCUCUUCUGCCGGUCGCUCGCGAUCUCGCUCGUCGGUCUCCGCGGGUCGCGCCGCCUCUUUGCGCAGCUCCUGCAGGCGCUCUUGCGCGCGCCCGUCUCCUUCUUUGAGACGACGCCGCUCGGCCGCAUUGUGAACCGGCUCUCGAAAGACGUCGACACGGCCGACGACGACCUGCCCGCGGCGAUGGGCAGCCUCCUCGCCACGUCGCUCGCGGUGCUCUCGACCAUCGCGACCAUCGCGUACGUCACGCCGCUCUUUGGCCUGUGCUUGGCGCCAAUCGGCGUUCUCUACUACCGCGCGCAGCAGUACUACAUUGCCACGUCCCGGGAGCUCCAGCGCCUCGAGGCGACGUCGCGGUCGCCGAUCCUCGCGCUCGUCACGGAGACCCUCGACGGUCUCUCGACGAUCACGGCCUCGAGCGUCCAAGGCGCGUUCACGCGCCGGCUGCAUACCGCGCUAGACACGAACCAGCGCGCGGCGCUGCUCAACUUUGCCGUCGCGUGCUGGCUCGGGCUGCGGCUCGAGCUCGUGGGCACACUCGUCGCGACGUUCGCAGCCUUGAGCGCAGUUGUUGCCAAGCCGUCGGCCUCGACCGAGUUUGCGGCGCUCGUCGGCGUCUCGCUCUCGUACGCGUUCCAGAUCACGCGCAACCUCAACCUCUCGGUGACCACCGUGAGCGAGCUCGAGACGGACAUGGUCUCGAUCGAGCGCCUCGUCGCGUACGCGCAGCUGCCGCCCGAAGCCGACUUGGCGUCAACUCUGGCGCUUCCCACGUCGUGGCCGCACGCUGGCGCCGUCACUUUUACCAACGUGCAACUGCGCUACCGUCCGGGCCUCCCACUCGUGCUAAACGGCGUCUCGUUUUCGAUUCGGGCGCGGGAAAAGGUCGGCGUCGUCGGACGCACGGGCGCCGGCAAGUCGAGCCUCGUCGUCGCGCUGCUCCGGCUCGUCGAAGUCGAAGGCGGUCACAUAGCCAUCGACGGUGUCGACCUGCGCACGCUCGGACUCCACGACGUCCGCGACCGCAUCGCGAUCAUUCCACAAGACCCGAUCCUCUUCUCUGGCUCCGUGCGCUCCAACUUGGACCCGUUCGACCGGUUCGACGACGACGCGCUCUGGACGUCGCUCAAGCGCGCGCACCUCGACACCAAGGUGACGAGUCUCGACGCGAUCGUCGACGAGCGCGGCGUCAACUUUAGCGUCGGCGAACGCCAACUGCUGUGCAUUGCGCGCGCGCUGCUCCAGAAAGCCACCGUGUUGCUCAUGGACGAAGCCACCGCGUCCAUCGAUGCGGCCACGGACGCGGCGCUGCAAGAGACGCUCCGCGCCGCGUUCCACCACUGCACGUGCAUCACGAUCGCCCACCGCAUCAACACGAUCCUCGACGCCGACCGGAUCCUCGUCCUCGACAACGGACGCGUCGCCGAGUUGGACACGCCCGCCAAUCUGCUCGCGACGCCAUCCAGCCUUUUCAGUCGCCUCGUGACGCAUUGGCGUCACGGCCACGUCGACGCUUCGUAG
Saprolegnia parasitica CBS 223.65 is the source of this 3453-nucleotide messenger RNA. RefSeq lists its product as hypothetical. Gene Ontology annotation, cellular component: membrane. The record is from RefSeq and is a predicted model, not a curated record. Lineage: Eukaryota; Oomycota; Saprolegniomycetes; Saprolegniales; Saprolegniaceae. The transcript has 4 exons. The coding region runs from base 1 to 3453 and encodes 1150 amino acids. Gene Ontology annotation, molecular function: ATP hydrolysis activity; ATP binding; ABC-type transporter activity. Gene Ontology annotation, biological process: transmembrane transport.